AUCUAGUUCAUGGCUGCCAAUCCAAAUGGUCUAGAAGAGAUAGGUGUUACUGUCGAUUGGGAUGUCCGAAAUAUCCCUUGUUUUUCUCUUAUAACGAGUCCCUGGUUAGAAACAAAGGGAUUCGUCUUUUGGUUACAGAAAUGACGCGUCAUCUUCUUGUAUCAGAAGACAUCAAUUUACUCCAAUUUACUUUCUUGCUAUUCCUCUUCAUAUCGUCAAUCAGCGCUCAGGAUCCCAUCAUCAGCUUCUGUGUGAACUCUCGGAAUUAUACUUCAGGAAGCCGAUUCGAGGAGAAUAUCAAUAAUCUCCUCCUUACUCUUCCUCUCAAUCGUACUGCCCAGCACUCAUACAAUACGACGUCAGGCGAUGAACCCGACCGGGUCUACGGUCUCGUCAUAUGCUUCUUACCUUAUACACGUGAAAGUUGCACGAGUUGCAUAGGCGAAGUAAAAAAGGAAAUGAAGCAUCACUGCCCAAAUCAAACGAAUUCAGUCAUUCGUAACAACGACUGUCUCCUGCGUUAUUCAGAACGGAACUUGAGCGCCCAGGUUACAAAUGGAAUCGAGUAUACGCUUCGAAAUGUAACGAACGUAACAGACCCGAUAGCUUUCAAUAAGCAAUUGCUUACAUUGAUGACGAAUCUCACAGCUGCUGUUGCUUCCGGUCCUUCCAUAUACGCCGCUGGAGAGAUUCAGGUUACCAGCUCUCAGAAUAUAUACGGACUAGCAGAGUGCUCUAGUGAGUUAUUGGCAACUGCCUGCUUCACCUGUCUGCAAUCUUCAGUCAACCUUAUACCAAGCUGUUGUGCCGGAAAAUCAGGAGGAGUUAUCUACACCGGUAGUUGCAGGAUAAGAUUUGAGGUGUAUCCUUUCUCCGACAGACCCUCGACGCCGGUGCCGUCACCACCAGAAACCCCAGUUCUAGCUCCCCUACCUCCACAGGGAGACGGGGACGAUAGGAAAGCAACAAAAAUUGCGAUCCUCGCCAGCGUGACAGCGUUUAUAGGGGUGGCCAUCUUGGGUUCAUGCUUAUACUACUGUAAAUGGGGCAGGAAGAGACCACAACGAGCAAUGCAGGGACAUUGGCAAGGAGCUUUGUUGGAUGAUUUGGGCCCUCCAAAUAGCACACAUGCACAGAUGGAUGGAGAAAGUCAGGUAGACAGUCAUGAAUUGCCGUGGAUUGAUUUGGCAACCAUACAACUUGCCACCAAUAGCUUUUCGGAGGCAAAUAAGCUUGGACAAGGUGGAUUUGGCCUUGUUUACAAGGGCGUGUUACCUGAUGGCAAGGAAAUAGCGGUAAAAAGGCUUUCAAGAAGCUCUGGACAAGGCCUGGAGGAGUUGAAGAAUGAAGUUAGAUUGAUUGCAAAACUUCAACAUAGAAAUCUUGUGAGGCUUCUGUUUUGCUGCAUUGACGGAGUGGAGAAGCUGCUCAUCUACGAAUACUUACCCAACACCAGCCUUGAUGUCUUUCUCUUUGAUUCAAACAAGCGUGCUCAACUCAACUGGGAAAAACGUCUUCAAAUUGUUGGUGGAAUUGCACGGGGCCUUCUUUAUCUUCACGAGGACUCUCGCCUCAGAAUCAUACAUAGAGACUUAAAACCUAGCAAUGUUCUGCUAGAUCAUGAAAUGAAUCCAAAAAUUUCAGAUUUUGGCAUGGCGAGGAUUUUUGGAGGAAACCAAAGUCAAGGGAGUACUAAAAGAGUCGUCGGAACUUAUGGAUACAUGGCUCCUGAGUAUGCAAUGGCAGGGUUGUUUUCAGUGAAGUCUGAUGUGUUUAGCUUCGGCGUCUUGCUGCUAGAGAUUGUAAGUGGGAAAAAGAACACUUAUCUUCAUUUCCCCGGAGAUGCCCAGAGCCUCCUCAUUUAUGCAUGGAGACUAUGGUGCGAAGGAAAGUGCUUGGAAUUGUUCGAUCCAUUGAUCACAGAGGCAUGUCCCACUGAAGAUGUGCUGAGAUGCAUCCAUAUUGGGCUAUUGUGCGUUCAAGAAAAUGCGGCGAACCGGCCCACCAUGUCAUCUGUAGUUGUUAUGCUGAAAAGUGACCCAAUGACGCUACCCCAACCCACACAGCCCGGAUUUUUUGUGGGAAGAGCUGUCAUUGAUUCGAAUCAACUAUCAGGAGGCGUCAAACCAUGUUCUACCAAUGGAGUUACCAUCUCUAACAUUGAACCGAGGUGACGGCACAAAUGGGCCAGAUAAAACUGGAUGCUCUAUCGUGUUUCAAUAUGACUAAGGUGGCAAUGUCUUCGGCAGUGGUUCCUGACCGCCCGUUCAAAAGAAUAGAUUAUGUGUUCAAUCAAGAAGUUGCGGCGAGGCGCCCCACCAUGUCAUCUAUAGUUGUUAUGAUGAAAAGUGACUCAAUGACGCAGCUCAGAUUUUUUGUGGGGAGAGUAGUCAUUGAUUAAAAUCAACUAUCGGAAGGUGACAAACCAUGUUCUAUCAAUGGUGUAAUCAUCUCUAACAUUGAACGGAGGUGACCAUACGGAUGGCAUGAAACUGCAUGCUCUAUUAGGUUUUGGAAUGUUUAAGGUGGCAACUGUUUUCGGCAGUGGUUCCCAACUGCCCGCUCAAAAAAAAAAAAGAAGAAA
Magnolia sinica is the source of this 2584-nucleotide messenger RNA. RefSeq names its product cysteine-rich receptor-like protein kinase 44. The coding region runs from base 141 to 2174 and encodes 677 amino acids. Gene Ontology annotation, biological process: protein phosphorylation. Lineage: Eukaryota; Viridiplantae; Streptophyta; Magnoliopsida; Magnoliales; Magnoliaceae. The record is from RefSeq and is a predicted model, not a curated record. Gene Ontology annotation, molecular function: protein serine/threonine kinase activity; ATP binding. The transcript is spliced from 7 exons.